CGCCACGCCACUCUACGCGCGGUCUCUGCUCGAACGCGCGCACGCACGCGCGGUGCUGCAACCCCCUUACUCCCUGCGCCCGCGAGCGCCCCGGCUUUGCCUCCCGAGCCCAGGUGCCUCCUUCAAGUCGCGCGAUUCCCUUGGGCUGUCUCGACGAAGCAGGGGCGGCUCGGUCGCCGUUUUCCACUUGAACUUGGCCAUGGCCAGCCGAGCCAGCGCCCGCGUUCUGCUGCUCGCGUGCGUAAUGAGCGCUCUCUCCACGGCCUCAGUCAUCAUCAUCGUCGUCGAAGUUGCCUUUCGGGGGUCGCUCCCGACCCCAACGGGGACGGAUCCGCUCGAGUCCAAAGACCCUCGAGAGGGGUCCCCUCGGGCGGGACUCUACGAGCCCCUGUGGCGCCGCUUCCACGCCGAGCUGCCUGUGCAGAGAGACGCGCCCAUCACGGGAACCUUCCCCGCGGGCUUCGCGUGGAGCGCGGCCACCGCCUCCUACCAGGUGGAGGGCGCCUGGGACGCGGACGGCAAAGGCGAGAGCAUCUGGGACCGCUUCAGCCACGACGGCUUCGUCCACAACAACGAGAGCGGCGACGUGGCGUGCGACAGCUACCACAAGGCGCCCUACGACGCGUACCUGGCGAGGGGGCUCGGGCUGAGCGCCUACCGCUUCUCCAUCUCAUGGUCGCGCCUCUUCCCCCGCGGGGGCAGCGCCAGGUGGGACGAGGCGAGCAGCGCUGGGGUUCGCUACUACAACGAGCUCAUCGACGCGCUGCUGGAUUCCGGCGUGGAGCCCGUGGUCACGCUCUUCCACUGGGACCUGCCCCAGGCCCUGGAGGAGCUCGGCGGGUGGAGGAACGAGAGCCUCAUGGUGGAGGAGUUCGCGGGCUACGCGUCCUUCUGCUUCAGGGAGUUCGGCAGCCGCGUCAAGCGCUGGAUCACGUUCAACGAGCCCUGGGUGGUGGCGUGGCUCGGUCACGGCAAUGGGUACCAUGCUCCCGGGCUCUCUGCGCAGCCGGGCCGGGCGCCCUACGCCGUGGCGCACACCAUGAUCAAAGCGCACGCGCGCGCGUGGCACGACUACGACAAGAACUUCCGAGCGGCACAGGGCGGUCAAGUGGGCAUCACCCUCAACUCGGACUGGGCCGAGCCCCGUGACCCCGCGCUGCCCGCCGAUGUGGAGGCUGCUGAACGCUACCUCGAAUUUCUGCUCGGCUGGUUUGCGGAGCCCAUCUUUGGCAGCGGUGACUACCCCGAGGUGAUGAAGAAGGCGGUGGAGCAGAAGGAUAUCGAAUGCGGCCGCGAGGGCCCCAGUCGCCUGCCGGCCUUCACAGCCGAGGAGAAGGCGUACAUCAAGGGGACAUCUGACUUCUUCGGCCUCAAUCACUACACCACCAGAUUGGUGAAGCACGUGGUCAAGCCUUGCGAGGAGAACUACGAAAACGACGGCGACUACGAGCUUCUGACCGACCCGGCGUGGCCACAGUCCGCCGCCCCUUGGCUUUACGCCGUGCCCUGGGGUUUUCGCCGUCUCCUCGCCUACAUCUCGGCUCGCGUGGGGCCCACCGUGCCCAUAAUCGUCACCGAGAACGGCUGGGCCACCGACUACGCGGCCGACAUGGUCAACGACACGGACCGCGUCGACUACUACCGCACGUACAUCAACGAGGCGCUCAAAGCCGUGAAGUUGGAUGGCGUGGCUCUGGGUGGCUACACCGCCUGGUCGCUCAUGGACAACUUCGAGUGGCGGGAGGGCUACAGCCAUCGCUUCGGGCUUCACCACGUGGACUUUGAGGACCUGGAUCGGCCCAGAACACCCAAGGAGUCGGCGCUCUUCUACGCAGCCGUCAUCCGCGACAACGGCUUUCCUGCAGAGGGCGAGAGGACCAGGGGGCGCACGGGCACGGGUUCACUCUCAGCUCCAAGUGGCCUGGACAGGAGCCGCCCUCCCAUGCCCGCCUCGCGCGUCCCCUCCAAGGCCAGCGAGGACAUAUGGAGCCGCUUCUCUGGCCAGACCGUGGCUGAGAGAGACGAGUUCGUGUACGGAGUGUUCCCGUCCGAAUUUACCUGGAGUGCAGCCACGUCAUCCUACCAGGUGGAGGGCGCCUGGGACGCGGACGGCAAGGGCCCCAGCAUCUGGGACGACUUCGCGCACCGGCCGGGCAACAUUGACAACGGCGACACGGGCGACGUGGCAUGCGACAGCUACCACAAGAUCGCCGCCGACGUGUACAUGCUGCGGGCGCUGCGCGUGACGCACUACCGCUUCUCCGUGUCGUGGCCCCGCGUCUUCCCCACGGGCCGGCUCGGCAGCCUCAACUCGGCCGGCGUUCGCUACUACGGCGAGCUCAUCGACGCCCUGCUGGACGCCGGCAUCUCGCCCGUGGUCACCCUCUACCACUGGGACCUGCCGCAAGCGCUGCAGGACAUCGGCGGCUGGCAGAACGAGUCCCUGGUCGAGCUGUUCCACGACUACGCGGACUUCUGCUUCGCGCAGUGGGGGGACCGCGUAAAGUUCUGGAUCACCUUCAACGAGCCGUACGUGGUCUCCUGGCUGGGCUACGGGGUCGGCUCGUUCGCGCCCGGCAUCUGGGACCCCGGCUACGCGCCCUACCGCGUGGCGCACACCAUCAUCAAGGCGCACGCCCGCGCCUACCGCAACUACGAGUCGCGCUACCGGCGCGAGCAGCGGGGGGUGGUGUCCAUCACGCUGAGCACCGAGUGGGCAGAGCCCAAGAAUCCCGCGGACCUUCGAGACGUCGCGGCCGCCGACAGAUUCCUGCAGUCCAUCGUGGGGUGGUUCGCGCACCCCAUCUUCAAGAACGGAGACUACCCAGACUCCCUCAAGUGGCAGGUGGGCAACAAGAGCGCCCUGCUGGGCCUCAAUGAGUCGCGGCUGCCCUCCUUCACCGACGACGAGCGGCGGCUCAUCCAGGGCUCGGCCGACGUCUUCUGCAUCAACGGCUACACCACGCGCCUCGUGAGCCACGCCAUGCGCCCCUUUGACCCGCCGAGCUACGAGCACGACCGCGACUCGCACGAGGAGACCGACCCGUCGUGGCCCAGCUCGGCCGCCGAGUGGCUGCGCCCGGUGGCGUGGGGCAUGCGGCGCCUGCUGGGUUGGGUGGCCGCCGAGUACGGCCCCCUGCCCGUCUACAUCACCGAGAACGGCGUGGCCUCUGAGUACCUGUCCGGCAAGGAUGACCCCGACCGCAUCCAGUUUUACGAGACGUACAUCAACGAGGCGCUCAAGGCUUCGACGGUGGACGGCGUGGACCUGCGGGGCUACACCGCGUGGUCGCUCAUGGACAACUUCGAGUGGGCCAGCGGCUACAGCAUGCGGUUUGGCAUGCACCACGUGGACUUCUCGCACCCGUCUCGGCCGCGCACCCCGAAGCGCUCGGCACACGUGUACGCGGCCAUCUUGCACGCAAACGGCUUCCCCAUGCCGGAGCGAGACCGGCCGUUCUACGGCCACUUCCCCCAGGGAUUUGCGUGGAGCUCCGCCACUUCCUCGUACCAGAUCGAAGGGGCCUGGCAAUCGGACGGCAAGGGCCUGAGCAUUUGGGACGAGUUUGCGCACUCGCCCGGACGGGUGGCGGGCGGGGACACCGGCGACGAGGCGUGCGACAGCUACCGCCUGUGGCCGCAGGACGUGGAGGCGCUGCGAGCCCUGGGCGUCUCGCACUACCGCUUCUCGCUGUCGUGGCCACGCCUGCUGCCCGACGGCACCGACUCUUAUGUCAACCCCGCCGCCGUGCAGUAUUACAGCGACCUCAUCGAUGGCCUGCUCAGGGCGGGCAUAAAGCCGCAGGUGACGCUGUACCACUGGGACCUGCCGUCAGCGCUACAGGCAAUGGGCGGCUGGCGCGAUGAGCGCUUGGUCGAACUCUUUGCCAACUACGCGCGGAAGUGCUUCCAGCUGUUCGGCUCGCGCGUGCAAUUCUGGCUCACCUUCAACGAGCCGUGGAUCGUGGCCCUGCUUGGUCACGGGUAUGGGUCCCACCCUCCCGGCGUGGCGGACUCGGGCCGCGGGCAGUACCGCGCCGGCCACACGCUGCUGCUGGCCCACGCGGCCGCCUGGCACGUGUACGACCGCGAGUUCCGCGCCCAGCAAGGAGGCCUCAUCUCCAUCACCCUCAACUCGGACUGGGCCGAGCCGCGCAACCCCAACUCGCACGCGGACGUCAAGGCCGCCAACACGUACCUGCAGUUUUUCCUGGGAUGGUUCGCGCACCCGAUCUUCAAGACGGGCGACUACCCGGACGUGAUGAAGUGGGCGGUUGCAAACCGGAGCAUGCAACAGGGCCUCCCUGAGUCGAGGCUGCCACAGUUCACGGAUGAACAGAAGGCCUCGCUGCGUGGAACUCACGACUUCUUCGGCCUAAACCACUACACGUCGGUGUUGGCCUUCCCUCGCGCCUACGCGGACUCCGAGGAGUCGUACGACGCGGACAGAGGGGUGGGCGUCGAGUCACACCGCUCGUGGCCAGUGUCCGGCUCGGGCUGGUUACGCGUGGUGCCGUGGGGUCUGCGGAGGCUGCUCGCGUUCAUCGGGAGCGAGUACGGACACCCGCCCGUGUACAUCACGGAGAACGGGGUCUCCGAGCGUGGGAGCCUGGAUCUCAACGACACGUGGAGGAUCCGAUACUACCGCACCUACAUCAACGAGGUGCUCAAAGCCGUCACGCUGGACCGCGUGGACGUACGAGGGUACACGGCCUGGUCGCUGAUGGACAACUUCGAGUGGACGGAAGGAUACCAGGAGCGCUUCGGCCUCUACCACGUGGACACCACAGUGCCCGAGCGCACGCGCGUGCCCAAGGCCUCGGCCGCCUUCCUCCGUUCGCUCAUCAGCUGCAAUGGAUUCCCGGACCCCGACCAGCCGCUCCCUCCCUGCGCUCUGCCCCAAGUGACGACCACAGAACGUCCGACGUCGUCUCCCAAGCCGGGCGCGACUCUCGAGAGCAUCCCGCAGCCCGGCCACGUGCUCUUCAUGGGUGCAGAGAUGAGCGCAGACGACGCGGCGGUCGCGCUGUACUCGCUCUUCGCCGUGGCGCUGGCGGGCGCGCUGGCGUGCGGCGCGUUCCUGUGGCGCCUCUGCUCUCUCCGCAGGGGCGGCGGAGGCUCGAAGGCGAAGAAGCAGGAGGGGAGGGGGGGCUCCACGCCCAUGUAGCCGUCGCUCGGAGCUGGCCGUUGUCACUCGCAGAGCGGGCACUGGUGCAUUUGCUGUCGCUUCAUACCACGGUGGCGUCACGGUGGCGAGAUGUUAACUACCUCCCCUGGUACACAGGAGGUCGUGGGUUUUAUGCCGAGCCGGACGCCUGUUGUAUAUUGGGAGUGUGCGUGUUCUUUUCUCUGGGUCCUCCGGUUUUCUCUCCACAUGUAGAAUCAACGCGCGUUUAGAGUAUUUGGCUGCUAUAAAUUUCCACGCGGUAAGCCGCUUCGCUGAGCUGUCAUUUUGGGCUAGGUCGCUUCUGAAAAAGAGCUACAUAGCUCAGUAGGCCUUACCAUAGUUUACACCAAUGGCUCACUUCAAGGAUACGGGGUACUUGUAAACGACCGACUGCGCAUCGCACACACUGCAGAGCGAGACACGAAGCACUCCUCAACACUCGCUACCACGCACGCAACACUCAGUACCACGCAAAGAUGUAAUCAUGUGCAUCCCACAACGCUGAGACGAUACGAAUAACACGAGGCACAAGAGGAGGAGUUGGGUACGGAGAUGCGCGAUGAGCAGAGAUAUCAGUUUUUUUUAAUUGAUGGGUGGAAUUAAGGCACAAACAUAAUUGGAGAAAGUACGACCCAUCUUGAUCAUGAAAAGUAACAUGCUAGUGUGCCGAAAAAAGUAGAUUUUUAAUCGGUGAGAGACAAAUGGACCAGAUACGUUGACGAAGAAAAUCGAAGGGAAGUUGAAUAACACACAGAGCAGCUUGGAUAGAUGUGUGAAGAGGAACACGUGGAUUAGCAAGCAAGUGCACAUUUAAAGACAUCGUAACGACCGUUAGGAAAAGUGACCAAAGGGGCGACGUUCGUGGCAGGGUGACGAAUUGGAAUCUCCAUUGGAACCUCAUUUGCCAGUAAAAAAUAUGAUAAUUGGUUAUUUACCCGUCUAUCUGCCAACAAAACUGACACCUUUUUUAAAAAGAGUCAUGUUUGCAUAGACCACAAUACCUGC
Messenger RNA from Lethenteron reissneri (Far Eastern brook lamprey), 6172 nucleotides. RefSeq names its product lactase (gene LCT). Lineage: Eukaryota; Metazoa; Chordata; Hyperoartia; Petromyzontiformes; Petromyzontidae. Gene Ontology annotation, molecular function: lactase activity. Gene Ontology annotation, biological process: carbohydrate metabolic process. The record is from RefSeq and is a predicted model, not a curated record.